This is a messenger RNA of Xyrichtys novacula (pearly razorfish), 8287 nucleotides long. The record is from the annotation of a GenBank genome assembly. NCBI's taxonomy places the organism in Eukaryota, Metazoa, Chordata, Actinopteri, Labriformes, Labridae.
AUGGAAACCGCAGUGUUUGUGAGGUAAUUCGUUGCCUGGCAAUAUCGCACAUUGUUUAAGAUUUUUUCCACAAGUAGUAGCGGGUAAGUGCUUUUCGCUCAAAUGUGUAUUAUCCUGUUCCCAUAAGUGCUGUUGAUAUUUCUUAAACAGGUUGAGAAGCAGUCAGACGUCGUUAAUUAUUGUAAUACUAUUGUUGUACAUCGUUAAUGGCAGCAUUAACGUCGUCAACAAGGUUAAAAAACGAGUGUUUGCAGUACUGGGAAAGACCUGUCCGAGUCCAUGUAGGCCAAAGUGUUACCAGGAUUUGUUUAACUUGUUUAUUUCAUGAAGACGGAACCUCUGGUUCAGGUAGAAAAGCGGCUGAAGGAUGUCUGCUGGAGUUUCCUACCUCUGAACCCAUUAUGUAAGUUUUGUAGAACAUGACUUUUGUUCGCCUGCCUUUGAGAGUUACACAGAAUUACAGAUCCUUGCUUAGUAACCUCUGAACAGUUCCGGGGUGUUUUGCAGGAUAGUAGAAGAAUUUUGGAUAAGGAUAACCAAUGUUAGUGAAAGAGAAGAAAAUCAUCACUUUGUUGAUAAGGGUGGCCUGCUUUGCUUCUAGUCACUCUCAAAUCAUCAUCUAAAUGUUACUGGUCAUCCUUUAAAGGUAUGAUUUUAUUAGCCAGAGAAUUUAAUUGACUAAAAAUGUCCUUCUACUUCAGGAAGAAAAAAAAAUCCAAGUUUUGAUACCCUCUGAAACCAAAGUGAUAGUUUUUUGAGUUUUUGAUGAUGGCAUGAACUUAGAAAUGCAUCCUAUGUAACCUUUGGUAUAAAAUAUCCUUUUUUUUUCAGCGAGUAAAGGAAACAUCAUCCAUGGCUGUUUCUGCAGUCAGGAAAUGGUGGAUAACCCACCAGUUAGACAAACUGGACAGCAUUGACCCAAACACAGGGGAAGAUGAAGAGGAAGGAGAAAGGAGGAAGAAGUGUAAGUUGCCCUCACAUAUUUAACAUAGAUUUCAUAUUUGUAAAUAAAAUGUUACUAAAAUGGAGAAUUCACACACAGCUUUGAACUUCAUAGUGACUGUCUGAUGAUGGGUGUACACUGGCACACGAUAUUCUGUUCCUAAAGAUAUGUGGUCAACUGUUGAUAAUGUGGCAUUCACCCCACACCCCAACCAACCCGUGCUGGAUCAUUAUAUAUUAAACAAGCGCUUCUUUGUGAUUGAGAUAAUUGAACCAAUCAGUAGCAGCAUAAUCCCUCUGUAAAAGGGCAGGCUUGUUGGACCAGGGCUUGGUAAGGGUGUGGGCCUGAUGAAAUAUGUAUAUCCAUGACACAUCACUGGAAAAAAAGGCAUGACAUAAUACAUAUUUAAGAUGCUGUAAAUGUCUCCUGUCAGUAUGUAUAAACCUGAGCCAGGCUCUGCGGACCACUCAGCUGCUUCUAGAUUUUGAUGGUGGGCGACCCUUUCUGCGUCUUUCGGCUCCACUAGACCUGGUUAACUUUCCAUCAGUCUUUUUUCCCCGAUGGCCCAUAGAGUGUGAGGUCAUCAGCGACAUUAUCCAUCACAUAGGUAAUUCCAAGCAUGAUUUGACAACAUGAUUUGAGGCCUAAGUGUGUGUGUGUGGAUCAUCCAAAAAGUCUGCAACUAUUUAAAAAUUUUAGGGUCAAAAUUUAGCAUCAACACCUUUUCAACUUGUUAUCCUCUUCUGCUGUUAGUGCAACAAUGUGAUAACACUAUGAGACUGUGUGUUUUAGAGUGGGAUCCCCCAGAGCCAGAGCCUUUCUAUCAGCCCACUGGACAUGAAAGGGCCCCCAUGCAAGCAGGAGAUGAGAGGGGCAAAGUGGUGUACUGCAUAGACCAUGGUAAUAUUUGAUAUCAAGAACCCUUUGUUUGAAGUACCACCAAGUUAUAAUUAUGGCAAACAUCAUCACAGACAGACAAAGUGUCUAGACACAAAAACUGAGCUCCUAAUACUAAUUUUUCCAUUUCCCUCCCUCUUUUAAGCCACUAAGCGCCCUUACUUUACCUGCUCCCGUGUCCGUGGAAGCAGGGGGCCCAUCAAGACCGCCACUUUCUUCGACAUCAACCAGUCAGACUUCACCCUGGAGUUUGAAUCUCGCUUUGAGAGUGGGAACCUCCAGAAGGCUGUACAAGUGUAGGUCUAUGCAGUCUUAUUUACUCAUCUGUUGCUGCUGCUUUAUUGGUGGGUUUGUUGCUGCUCAGUCACUCCUAUUAUCCUUCUUUUUCAGCGGCAUCUAUGACUAUGAGCUCACCCUGCGCACAGACAUGUAUACCAGGAAGAACACACAGUGGUUUUACUUCAGGGUGAGGAACAUGAAGGCCGGAGUGACAUAUCGCUUCACCAUCAUCAACCUGAUGAAGAGAAGCUGCCUGUACUCUCUGGGGAUGAGACCACUCCUCUACUCUGAGAUGGCUGCCAGGGACAAAGGUGUUGGAUGGCAGCGUGCCGGCUCCAACAUUAGAUACUACAGAGGCUACAGUCAGGUAUGUUGACAUGAGGCGGAAAAAAGACACAGUACAUAGUCAUCGACAAGUGACAGCUGUCAUUUUUAGUUGAUGUGAAUAUAGACCAAAUUGAAAUUGGUCUAUAGGCUGUUCACAGGUGCAUUUUUGCUAUUUCUUUGUUAUAUCUUUCUUACAGCCAUUUAAUUCACUAAUAUAUACCAUAUCUCAUCAGACUGAGUAUUUGUGCAGAUAAACAGAAUAUAGUUCAUUUAAGUUCAGCAUGUUUAAACAUAAAAAAAAUGAAGUAGGACCAAGAAUCAAAUUUUUUGUUUGUGAAGUAAAAUGUGGAGGAAAUUCUGUGCUACAUCUUUGCCCUGAGUUAAAAAAGCACACGUGUCUCUGUUUUAGAGCUCACAGGACAUAGAUGGCGACACAGGUCCCCUGUACUCGCUCACCUGGACUCUUCAGUUUCCCUAUGACUCAGACACCUGCUACCUGGCUCACUGCUACCCCUACACCUACUCUCGGCUGCAGCACUACCUGCGAUGCAUCUCCUCCAACCCCACAGUGAGAUCGUUCUGUAAACUGCGCGUGCUUUGCAACAGCCUGGCCGGCAAUGCUGUGUAUAUUAUGACGAUAACAUCUCCCAGCGUUGACAAGGUUGAGAGCAGGAGCAAGAAGGCUGUGGUGGUGACAGCCCGAGUGCACCCAGGGGAAACCAACGGGUCCUGGAUGAUGGAGGGGUUCCUGGACUUCCUGCUUGGAGACUCAGAGGAUGCUCAGCUGCUUAGGGACACUUUUGUUUUCAAGGUUAAUGCCAAAACUCAUUGUAUCUCAUUUGUCCUUCUGUCACUUACUAAUAUCUUCCAAUUUGUUAUAUUUAUAUAUAUUAUUUUAUAAAACUGAAGGUCAAAGAAUCAGCUAAUCAAUGCAUAUGAGCCUGUGCUGAAAUGUUGUCAAAUAUAAUAAAGCCUGUAUGUCUCUUGUUUGCAUUCAUGGUGCAGGUUGUGCCGAUGUUGAACCCAGACGGUGUGGUGGUGGGAAAUUACCGCUGCUCUCUGGCAGGCAGGGACCUCAACAGGAAGUACAAAACAGUGCUCAAAGACUCGUUUCCUUCAGUGUGGCACACAAGAAACAUGGUGGAAAGGUAAGACUGAAGAACAAAAUUGUGUUACUUCUCUGUAUUUUUUUAAUUUUCAGUAAAUUGUAAACAACUGAAAAGUCACAUUACAAAGAAUAUUGAGCUUAUUAAUUCAUGCAAACAAAGACCAUAAAAUGAACAGCCUUUCGGAGGUUUAAUAUAUAUAUAUUGGUAUUUCUUUAUUUAUUCUUUUACUUAUUUACACAUAAAAUACAAAGUGAUGGAUAGAAACACAAACAUGGAUCUUUGCUGCAAACAUACAAGCUUUUAAGAAUAGAUUUAGAGAAUGUUAAAUAAGUCAUAAAAACUUUACAAUAAAAUUAUCAAUGUAGAUCCUAACAUGUAGUUUGCAUGCCCUGUAUUUCUGUGCAACCCUUUUAUGUCAUGCUGUGUACUUCCCCCAGGUUAAUGGCUGAAAGGGACGUCAUUUUGUACUGCGACUUUCAUGGUCACAACCGUAAGAACAAUGUCUUCAUGUACGGCUGUAACAACCGAGGUGAUGCUGCACCAAAUCUGCGUGAGAGAGUCUUUCCUCUUAUGAUGAGCAAGAACGUCAGCAGUAAGGUUAGGGCUCCAAGUCAACACAAGAACCUUCAAAAGUUUCAGCAUUUCGAUCUUGACAUCUGUAUCACUCUAUCGCCUCGUCUUUAGUUCUCCUUUAAGAGCUGUAAAUUCCGGGUGCAGAAGAGCAAAGAAGGAACGGGAAGGAUUGCUAUGUGGAAACUCGGCAUCAAAAACAGCUACACCAUGGAGGCCACAUUUGGAGGCUCCACUCUUGGUAAGUUGCCGUUUGUGUUUGUGUUUUUGGCUUGAAUAUUUCACAUUGCUCACAUCAUUUUCACCGAUAGGGGACCGAAGAGGAACACAUUUUUCCACUCGAGAUCUGAAGUCCCUCGGUUUCUACUUCUGUGACACCCUGCUAGACUACUGUGACCCUGAUCCAGCAAAGGUGAAAGACAGUGCUGCAUUUCUGACUAGAACUUAAAAAUGCAAAUUGACCCUUGGAUAAAUUUUUAAGCUUGAUUUUUGCAGUGUUAAAAUGUUUUAGUGUUAAAUAGUUUUGUGUUCAUGCAUUUUCAAAUUUUUCCUUUUUGCUUCUUAUUUCAGGUCAGCCACUGUCUGGCAGAGCUUGCUGUAAUGAUGAGAAAGAAGGUCAAAGAAAGGCUGGGCAGGGAUUUUGGCCAUGACUGUAACAUCUCUGUGUCUGACCUGGAAAGCAGGUGAUUAUUAUGUAUUAUUGAAAGCAAGCAUGCAAAAACACAUAUAGCUGCUCUGCUUCAGCUGGUUUUCUUUGAUUUACAGCACAAGUGGUUCAAAUAGUUCAGAAUCUGACGGACCCCCAGUUCAUUUACUGAACCAGCUCCAAAUUGUCAAUAAGGAGGUACAUCCCUUGAAGAACAGUUUUUUUAACUUAUUUAUUUAUUUUUACCAAUGAUAGUUUUAUUUGUUUGUUUUUGUUAACAUCAAUUUUAGAGCAAUAAAUCAUAUGGCUCAAAAAUGACUCUCCCAUCAAUUCUUCUUAGUCAGUUACUAAUUGAUCAAAUUUUCAUUCUUUCUACUGCAGCCAAAUCCAGAGAAGAAGAAGAAGAAACGCCUGAAGAGUCACAAAGAGAGGAACAGACUGCGAGCAGAGAAUGUGAACAGUAACACACAGCCAAAAGUCCUGCAAGGCAAUAACACAAAUACGGUAAAACUGACUGACCCAAGUCUCAGAAUUAUCUGUGUUAGAGCAACUCUUUAAUUUACUUACCUUAUUUUGGAUCUUGUCAGUAUUAUUUUAAAAAUUAUGUAUUAAAUUACAAAAAAUGUACAAAUCUGUAAACACCAGAUAACACUAAAUAUGCCCUGAGACCAUUAUAUCAUUAAUAAUUGGUUAGAGCACUCAAUGGGUAGGUCAUAAUGAGGUACAAUGCCAUGCACACUGAGGAAGAGUGAUGCACUGAACUUUUAAAAUGUCAUGUUUGUGUUUUCUCUUCAGCAAAAUCCAGCCAAGAGGAAAAGUAAGAGUCAUAAAUUGAUAAACAAGCAACAACCAGAGAGAGUCAACAGUCACACACAGCAAAGCAGCAUCAGAAAUUUUGUAAGGUUCAAUGACACACCAAGUGAUGCAGAGGUUGGUCAGAAUUAUGUUUAACUCACUUCAUUCAAGACUUAUUCAAAAAUUAUCUCUGCAGGAGUCUGAGCUGCCCCUGGAGGACUCAACAAAAGGCAGCUAUCAUGAGCAGCCCGCUGGAAAGUUCAGGAAAAAAUGGCAGGUAAGACGUAGAAUUAAAGAAGUUAUGCAGCAAUUCUUGUGUUGUCCCUGUUAAAUAUUGAAUUUUUUUUUAAGGUAAAUGGUAUGAUAAAAAAGGUGGUCACACCUCCCUGCCACCUCGCACCUCCUGCCACCUCACACCCAGGAGAGCUCACACGAGUAACUCUGUGGCAAGGCUGUGGACCUGUCAAGGUAAAGAUGACUGGAUCCACUCAUAAAAUUACCUUAUCAUCAUAAACUGUCGAGCAAUAACUGUCAUCUUCCGUAUUCUCAUCCACGCUCAUACCCACUGUGAGUUUUGUCUGGGUUUCUGGGGACGUUUUCUCUUUUCAGGAUGAUUCCCUUGAAAAGAUGAGAGCUUCUUACCUGUGUUGCAGAGUGAAACCAUGCUCACGUCACGUCACAUACCAAGGUAAUGCUGAUUUUAGCUACAAUUUUUCCCACAGUGACAACAUUUCAUUCAGUCUUAAUGGAUUUCUCAUGUGUGGGCUGUAGCCUCCCGGUUGGCUGUUUAAGUUCUAUAGGGGAGCUGCGGGUCAUCUAAAAUAGAUAAUGUCAUUUUUUAUUUUUUUUUUUCAGUUUAAGUUUGUUUUUGUUGGCAUACAUGCGUUACAUCAAGCCCACUGUCACAUUAUUUUCUGCUAAUCGAAUAAAUAUUCAGAGAAAGAAGUUCACCCUAGCUAAAUCCAAAUGUUGAUGAGUGCUGUGAGACUAAACUUUAAAGAAGACCCCAGAACAUUUUAUGGUCGCACAAUCUUUAAGUUUGGCAAAGGUUGGCCUAGUUCACAGUGUAAAUCCUUUUGCCUUUAGUUUCUAUAUUCCAGUGUUGUUCUGCUGUUACAGAUGGACAAGUGAUGGGGUCACCACAGUUGAGAUGCAGCACUCAGCUACUACACCUCAGCCCUCCCCACCUUCCAUCUUCACCACAUUUCAUAAGAUCAAAUCAGCAAAGACAUAAAAGACGCCAAUCAUCUCUAGUCCCCUGCAAAGUCUUCAAAGGUUUGUCCCCUUUUAACUGUAGUUUUGUAAUCUCUUAGUCAGUUCAAGCAAGGCUCUGGUUGUAGCAUAUUAAAAUAAAUCUCCCUCUUAGGGCUGCAGCCUCCCCUUUCACCACCCAGAAGGUAAAUCUUACAGUCACUGUAUCCUAACAAAUAGAUGUUUUACGGCUGUAUGAUGAGUACAUUUAAAGUCAUUGUAAUGUUUGUUCUUUGGCAGGUCUCCUCCCAUUUAUAUCCAGAGGAUCCCUAACAUUAAAUCAAAUUCAAGUUUGAUGUCUGACCGGUCAAAUAGCUGGCAUGUUUUUAGAGAAAGAAACUCAGAACGAUUCUUUUUGCCAGAGGAUUCCUCACAAGAAGACAUAACAGAGGCCAAACAACACAAACAGGAAGAAGAUUCCUUCAAAGGUGCCAUUAUCAUGACUGAUUAAUAUAAAUACACAGGAGUUAUUUCUAUUAGAAAUAGAUUUGCUUUAUUUUUGGGGUCAAAAUACUAUCUCAGUCUUUACUUGGCCUUUUUUUUUUCACCUGGUCUAGUCAAUUUGUCCGAGGGUUUGUUCCAGUUGAGGUGUGAAGAGCUAAAUCAGAGUGAUUUUGCCCCUGGAAUCUUCCUGGAAGGAGCUCAAUCACACAACAGUUAAUUUGUGCCAGCGCUGAGGGAGAAUGACCAAAAAGGAAAAAAAGUAAGUCGUUGUCUGUUCUUUGCCAUGCAUUCAAAAAAUGCUCUGGCAGUCAUGGCAGUCAGAGGAUAUGGACAUUAGCACCAAUCAUUGUGCAGAGAUUCAGAAAAGCGUUUUCAAUUAUAACUCACAUUUAUGGAUUUUAGAGCUACAUUUCAUUUUUCAAUUCCCCUGUGCUUUUUCUCCUGUGUCAAAACCCUUAGGCACCAUGAAGUUUGAAGUUUCAUGUCCAGAGACAGACACCCUCAGUCGGCUGCAGUCUUCGGACAUCAGGCACAAACCCUCCGGAAGAGAACGCCAGAAACGCACAACUAUAAAGGAAGCAGCUGACACAGAUUAUCUCUGUCCAAACAAAAAAAAAUCAAAAGCUGCAAGCAGAACUGAACAAGAUGCAAUUGUUAGGGGUUUUUAACUUACAGGAAAAUACUUUGAUGUUUCAGCAAUGACUAAACAAACCAUUUCAAUGCACUGAUUCACUGGCCAUCUGUAGACUCAAACCUUUGAUGGUUUCAUCUUCCGACCAAACCAUUCCUGAUCAUCUUGCAAUUACAAUUAUGUCAUUUAGCAGCUGCUUUUCUCCAAAGGGACGUACAUACGAAUCAUACACCGCAGAGGAUAUAAACUGGGAGCAAAGUAGGAUAAGUGUCUUGCCCAAGGACACAACAGACAGACGAGGGAUGAGUGGGAAUCGAACCGCCAACCUCCCAGUUGUUGGGCGACUGCUCUACCUCCUAAGCUACUGCAAUAACAAUAAACGUACAAAACUGGAA